CUGUGCUCUCAAUCUCGCGCAGGAUCCGCUCGUGCUCUGCCGCUGUCUCCGCGCUCGCCAUCUUCCAUGUCCUCGCGACGCGCUCGAGAAAAUAACGCGCUGCGAGAGAGACGGGGAAAACACUGGAGCUUUUACUUCCGAUUACGAGUGUAAGGAGAGCAGCAGAAGUCCAAACAGAGCCAGUCCAAACAUCAACGCCAGAGCACCCGGAAGAAAGCGCACAAGGCGCCGACACACUUAAGAAAUCGAAAAACAGUGUAACGUCCUCAUGGUCUAAUCAUGGCACAGAUAUUUACUGUUUCUGACAAUGACUCCGAGUCUUCAGAUGACCAAGAGGACUCCCUCAAGACACAUAAAGAAUCACCGCAAAUAAAGCUGCACAUUACUGUUUCUGCCCGUCUGAAACGAGAACAACUGGCGAGACAAAGGAAUCGCUCGAUGAAUGAAGAGGACUUGCUAGAAACCGGAACAGGAGAGGAAGGUGAAAAGUUUGGAGGUGAAGCUUUUAGGCGUCGAACCCAUUCCGCUCCCCCUGCACUGUGGGCAGCUAAGAAAUACGGCCGGCAGCUGAGAAGAAUGAGUGAUGAGUUUGACAACCUUCAUGAUAAAGGGAUGAAGAAAGUGAGAAGUGCAGGAGCAGCACGUCAGAUGCACCCAUCCCCCAGCUGGUUGUCUUUCCUUUGGAGUCACAAAGAAUCUGAUGCGGAGUCGCGUCCCGCAGAGUGAUUGAAAGGGAACGUAUAAUGGACUACUGUACAUAACAACUGCUUGUAAAAGAAAAGGAUGCACUGCAUUGAAGAGAAGGAACAAUUUCACUGAUUGGAAACCUUUAUCAUGAACGUCACUGGUGGGACCCUUGACUAAAUGAAAAGUAUGAUCUGACUGGCAUGUGCGACGGAGAAAAUACCCAUAAUGGCGAUUACGCUUUUUUUUUUCUCUGGGAAGAUUAUGCAGAGAAUUUAUGACUCUGAGACCUUAAUAUCACCAUAUACAGAGCACAUACUUUCUGACACUUCUUUUUCAAAAAGUUACAUCAAGAUGACAAAAAUAGUCCAACUUUUAAGGGCUAAAGCCCUUUUGUUUAAAAGGUAGAUUAACAAAAAGCUGAAAUGAUGUAAUAGUUUUUAACAAAUCACAUCAAACUCUAAGAUGUUUUAUUUUUGCAUACAAAGUGUCUACUGAAUUUUUACCAAUAUUUUUAGACAAUUGUCUGUACAGCAACAAUGAACUUGAUAGCAUCUACAACGGCACACAAAGGAUUACUGUAAAAGGACUUUGACCACUUUGAGGACCCUUUCAUUUUUUAUUGGAGUGAUAAUAAUUUGCGAUGGUCUACCAAAGCAAAUUGACAAAACAACAAAAAUGGAUUUAAAUACCCACAACUACAUAUUUUUAAGUUCUUGAGAUCCAAAAACCAAGAAUAGGAGCGUCAUCGUAACUGGUAUUACUUGAAAAUGACAAAACCAUUUAUGAAUGUUUUUUAUUACUUUUCUUUGUAAUUUAAUGUUUUUACCUAGUAAUAUUAGAGCCUAAUAAAAUCCUUUUUACCCCAA
Messenger RNA from Triplophysa dalaica, 1553 nucleotides. RefSeq names its product BCL2 associated agonist of cell death b (gene badb). Lineage: Eukaryota; Metazoa; Chordata; Actinopteri; Cypriniformes; Nemacheilidae. Gene Ontology annotation, cellular component: mitochondrion. The record is from RefSeq and is a predicted model, not a curated record. Bases 280 to 726 code for a protein of 148 amino acids. The transcript has 6 exons. Gene Ontology annotation, biological process: apoptotic process.